UUUUUUUUCUUCCACUCCCCUGUUCACUCCUGUUUCUUUUUUUCUUUUUUACCCGUUUUCUCUUUCAUCGGCUCUUUUUUUUCUUUCUUUCGCUUCUCAUAAAGUCCCAUUUUGUGAUCGCACCACUUUUUCACCUCGAUUUUGUGAUAUAAAAUUUUCUGUCAUGGCUGAAACAACAACUCGUGAUACCUCGGUCUACCUCGCCAAGUUGGCGGAACAAGCAGAACGCUAUGAAGAAAUGGUGGAGCAUAUGAAAACUGUCGCCGCUUCUAGCGAACCUCUUUCCGUAGAAGAGCGUAACCUGUUAAGUGUCGCUUAUAAGAAUGCUAUUGGAGCUCGUCGAGCAUCAUGGCGCAUCGUGACCUCUAUUGAGCAAAAAGAAGAAAGCAAAGGCAACAAAGAACACGUUGAAAGUAUCAAGGGUUAUCGCCAAAAGAUUGAGCAAGAGCUAAAAGGGGUAUGUAACGAUAUCCUUGAAGUACUUGAAAACCAUUUGCUGCGAGAGGGUCUCGCCGCCGAAAGCAAAGUGUUCUAUCUUAAAAUGCAAGGUGAUUAUCUGCGUUAUUUAGCCGAAUUCUUGUCGGGAGAUGAGCGCAAGAAGGUUGCCGAUAAAUCUCACGAGGCAUAUGAAAACGCGAUGAAAGUGGCAGCUGACCUUCCAUCAACGCAUCCGAUCCGUCUUGGUUUGGCUUUGAACUAUUCGGUGUUCCAAUAUGAAAUCGUGGGCUCCCCUAACGAUGCUUGCCGAUUGGCUAAACAAGCGUUUGAUGAUGCCAUUGCCGAUCUUGACACUUUGAACGAAGACAGCUACAAGGACUCUACACUGAUCAUGCAACUUCUCAGAGACAACCUCACGCUCUGGACCAAUGAUUUGCCAUCUGAAGAUAAACGACCAGAGAACGACGAGACAGCUCGCCAAGGCGAAGAAGAGUCCGCUGCUCAAGAGUAAUAAAGCAAUAUUUACAAUGUAUCACUUUAAUCAAAAAGACCAGAUGCAGAAAAUACAACAUCUUCACCCGCACUUUUCCUCCCUUUGUCUGUGCCAUUUUAAAUAUUUGUCUUUUGAAAUAAUCCUAUACUUGUCUUCGAAGCAAGUUUUUUUCCUCCGAGUUGUAAAGCACACGGGUUGAUCAAAUAUGGGAUCCGAAAAACCACGCAUUAAAAGACCACUGGUGCGGUUACCUCGCAUGUCAGAUGUGCAUAUUCAGACAUCGAAGUCGCACAUAUCAUCCCACCGGCUUACAAUAUACAACUCAUUUUACCAAACACUUGUCUGCUUUUCCAAAAAAUACAAUGCUAGUAAAAGACUUAGCUUAGUCCUGUGUAGCCACGAUAUGUCGCCAAUAUUACCAGCGGCAGACACAACAUGUUUUCAUGGAGAU
Radiomyces spectabilis is the source of this 1382-nucleotide messenger RNA. RefSeq names its product 14-3-3 protein. Gene Ontology annotation, cellular component: cytoplasm. The transcript is spliced from 4 exons. The record is from RefSeq and is a predicted model, not a curated record. Gene Ontology annotation, biological process: signal transduction. Lineage: Eukaryota; Fungi; Mucoromycota; Mucoromycetes; Mucorales; Radiomycetaceae. Bases 164 to 949 code for a protein of 261 amino acids.